This is a messenger RNA of Laccaria bicolor S238N-H82, 1761 nucleotides long. RefSeq names its product glycoside hydrolase family 79 protein. The coding region runs from base 1 to 1761 and encodes 586 amino acids. The transcript has 9 exons. The record is from RefSeq and is a predicted model, not a curated record. Lineage: Eukaryota; Fungi; Basidiomycota; Agaricomycetes; Agaricales; Hydnangiaceae.
AUGCUUAACACUACCACUCCUUCAAACAUAUCUGGCCUCUUUAAGUUCGCCUGUCUGUCCCUUCUGAUACCUCUAUGCUCUGCCACCAGUGUCAUUCAAGUCAACGUACCCGCAGCGCCGUCCUCGCAAAAUGUGGUGUAUCCCAACUUCCUGGGGAUCAGCUUCGAGCUCAGUUUUGUGAAUGAUUAUUUUGGAAAUGACACGUCGACCAUCCCUGCUACAGUCAUUAAUUACCUUUCCGCUCUGCGUUUGCGCACUGGCGCUGUGCCUUUGCGCAUCAGGAUAGGCGGAAACUCGAUGGAUAGUUCGGUUUAUGUAUCAACUCAGACUUCCCCCAUGGUUCAACACAUCCAAGGAGCUUUGAAUGCAAAUGACCAGUCAGUCAACUACGGUCCAGUUCUUUGGGAUGUCCUCAAUAAAAUUGCUGGAGAGGUUGGAGGCGCCAACUAUCUGAUUGGCCUGUCUCUCCUUGAUCCUAACAAUCCAAAUGUCCCGGUCGAGGCAGCCGCAGUGCAGGAGACAUUGGGCAAUAAUUUGGAUGGGUUUCUUUUAGGAAAUGAACCAGAUCUUUACACUUCUCACGGGGAUCGGCCAAACAUCCAAAACUACACGACGGAUAAUUAUAUCGACGAUUUUCGAACUGCCGCAAGCCACUUGACUAACACCUCGGCAGGUGACAUUUUAGCACGGCCUCUCUUGGGAGGUCCCACUAUAUGCUGUGCAUGGAAUCUUGAUGCUUUGUUAACGGGAGGAUAUUCUACCGCAUUUGAUGAUGUCCUGAAGUAUAUCUCUCUUCAGCACUACCCUCAAAACAACUGUUUUGGCAGCUACCAGUACGAGAUCCCUUACUACGUGCAACAUCCAAAUGUGGUCAAUCUUUCUGCUUGGGAGCAGCCGGGUAUCGACAUCGUUAACGCGAAUACUUCGUCGCGACGACCACAACUCAUUAUGACGGAAUUUAACUCGGCGUCGUGUGGAGGCAUCCCAGGAAUUUCCAACACAUUCGCUGUCGGUUCUCUCUGGACAGUAGAUUAUGCACUCCAACUGGCAUCAGUGGGGUACAGUGCAGCCUACAUCCAUACAAGGGAACAAGGGAUUUCAUACAACCUGUUUGACCCAAGCCCUGGAUCUUGGACUACCAAUCCUCCCUACUACGCCCUGCUGGCAGUGGCUGAAGCGCUACAAUCCAAAAAUGGCAGCAAAGUGGUGGACCUUGAUAUAAUGGGAUCGAGGACCGACUUGAAUGCCACCGUCAGCGGAUACGCCGUAUACGAUGCCAUCGACUCGAGUGUCCAACAAUUCGUUCUCUUCAACUAUUACAACGCAACUUCGACCUCUGCGCCCUCCGCUUCGUUCUCCCUUCCUUCCUCGUCGUUCAAGUCGGGCUCAAGCAAUGCUAUCACCGUGAAAUACCUGACUGCUGUCAGCAUGGCAGAAACCAUGAACAUUUCUUGCGGUGGUCAAACGCUCAGAGGUGUGGGGGAUGGAAAGCUUGUCAAAGCUGCGGAUUCGUGGGCCGCCGCUAAUGUGCAGAUCGACUGUACCAAGGGAUGCACUGUCAACGUCCCUGCACCUGGGAUGGCGGUCGUGUUUGCCGGUGCGGCACCAGUCCAGAAUAACGCAACCAACACCAACACUACCACUGGUGCUGCCAAACCGUCGAGCGACGCAACCAGCACAGUACUCGCUCUGUCUAUAGUACCGAUGGCAAAGAGCCUCGUUCCUCUUUGUGCAGCAGCCCUCUCGUUCUUCUUCAUUUGA